AUCAUUUGUGGGGUGGGGAGGAGGUGUGGGCCCUUUUUGCUGGCUGACUGCAAACAUACAGCCCAGUUUAGUAGCAGGGUAUGUGCUGCUGAAGAUGGAAGGUUACAAAAGUUUUCUGUUUUUCCUUGUUUCUUCCCUGGUCUUAGGAUUCACGCUGGUCAUUUUCGCUUUGGUCUGGGUUUUACACUACAGCGACGGGCUGGCAUGGGACGGAGGCAACGCAGAAUUUAAUUGGCAUCCCGUAUUAAUCAUCACAGGCUUCAUCUUCAUCGAAGGGAUCGCCAUUAUAGUGUACAGAUUACCAUGGACCUGGAAAUGUAGCAAGCUGCUGAUGAAAUGCAUCCACGCUGGCCUGCACCUUACAGCAUCCGUUCUCGUGGUGGUGGCUCUGGUGGCUGUAUGGGAUUUCCACAAUGCCAGAAACAUUCCUAACAUGUACAGUCUGCACAGCUGGGUUGGGCUCACUGUGGUCAUACUUUUCUUCUUGCAGCUUGUUGUCAGUAUUGUUGUCUAUCUCCUUCCGUUCACCCCCGUUUCCAUCCGAGCAGCUCUCAUGCCUAUCCAUGUCUAUUCUGGUCUUCUUCUGUUUGGAGGUGUGAUUGCAACAGCACUUAUGGGAAUCACAGAAAAACUAAUAUUUUCAUUGAAAAACCCACCCUACAGUAGCUUUCCACCACAUGGAAUCUUUGUGAACAUUUUGGGGCUUCUAAUUGUUGUUUUUGGUGGACUCAUUUUAUGGAUAACCACACGACCAGGGUGGAAGAGGCCACCGGAGCACGUUGAGAAAGACCAACAUCCAUUUGGUAGUUCUGCCGAUGAGGCUACAACUGACUACAGCAAAGAAAAGUCAGACGUGGAAUUAAACAGUGAAGCCAGAAAAAGGAAUCUGAAAUUAGAUGAGGCUGGGCAGAGGUCCACCAUGUGAGGAUAUUCCAAAGGAAAUAUGUAACGCUUUUGUUGGAAGAGCUUCAGCUGGAUCCCAUAAGAAAUAAAAUUUUUACAGAGGGGAAAUCAAUCAAAAUUUAAGUUAUGACAUACCAUAGAGAUGUGUCAGUGGAGCACAUCAUGGGGUAAGCUUUCACCUCUGUCGAUUUCCAAAAGUAGAGAGCACCUAGACCCCCGCAUGGAACAUUACUGAAAAGCAAACUAAAGUUGAUAUUAAAUUCCUUUAAAAGAUCAUGACGCAUAUGCUCAAAAUCUCCACAGGACCCCAUCUACCUGGUGCCAAAAGGGUGGCAUAUAACGGGCUGGCAUACUUUUUUUUUUUUUUUUUUGCUGUAUUGAAUCAUGUAGUAGGAUACACUAUUCCAUCUAGAGGUGUACAGAAAAAACAUAACAUAGUAUAAGUUUGCCACGUAUACAGUGGCGUCGGUCACAGGAAUCCAAGUUGUGAAGAACGCUUUUGGAACAGUGCAGUCCCUUGGUUCUGGUAGUAGUUCCAAGCUCAUAGAAUACAUUGAUGUUAUCUUCUGACACGUAUCUGUGCCAUGUCAAUUUUGGAUAGAUUUCUCCAACACUGGAACUACACAGCUCACUUUAAUGGGAGCAGCGCUGCAGUAACCACCUCUAUCCACUACACAGUGGAUGGAGCCGCUCACUGCAGCGCUGCUCCUGUUGAAGUGAGCUGAGUAGUUCCAGUGCUGGAGCUGAUCAGAGGGGCUGCAAGUUGUCGGACUCCUAUGAUCAGAUAGUGAUUGCCUAUUCUAAGGGCAACCUCUUUAAGUGUAUUUUGUGAAUAAAAUAUAUACUAUAUAUGACUUUAUAAAUAUAUCUUGAUCAUGUAUAAAAUAGCAAUUAAUCUACUGUAUGUGCAAAAAUUGAUUUGCAAUCCACUCACCAUGAGUAAACAUUAAUUUGUAGUUUUCUUUUUUUUUUUUACCUUUCACAAAUCUGAAAAUCCGUUUGCAAAUUUAUAUUAGUGGUGUAGCAUGAAAUUAGAGAAAAUGUUCUAAUUUUUCCUAGAAACAGUGCCAACCUUGUCCAUGGGCUGUGCCUGGUAUUGCAGUCAGCUCCUUUAAUGGUGAAUGGACUGUGAAAUGUAUAGUGAAUCAGGUACAUCAAAUUCCUAAUGUAUUAAAACCUUUGUAGUAAAUUUUCCAUUCCAAAUGUUAGCUGCUAGUCUACCUGGACACAUAGCUGGAGUUAGUUUUAUUUUUUAUUUUCUUUAAUAAAGUCAUUUUUUGUGAGCUUUCUUACA
Bufo bufo (common toad) is the source of this 2197-nucleotide messenger RNA. RefSeq names its product cytochrome b reductase 1. NCBI's taxonomy places the organism in Eukaryota, Metazoa, Chordata, Amphibia, Anura, Bufonidae. Bases 95 to 925 code for a protein of 276 amino acids. Gene Ontology annotation, molecular function: oxidoreductase activity. The transcript is spliced from 4 exons. Gene Ontology annotation, cellular component: lysosomal membrane. The record is from RefSeq and is a predicted model, not a curated record.